Messenger RNA from Plasmodium vivax (malaria parasite P. vivax), 951 nucleotides. Its product is annotated as deoxyuridine 5'-triphosphate nucleotidohydrolase, putative. Gene Ontology annotation, molecular function: magnesium ion binding; dUTP diphosphatase activity. The transcript has a single exon. NCBI's taxonomy places the organism in Eukaryota, Apicomplexa, Aconoidasida, Haemosporida, Plasmodiidae. The coding region runs from base 370 to 951 and encodes 193 amino acids. Gene Ontology annotation, biological process: dUTP catabolic process; dUMP biosynthetic process. The record is from RefSeq and is a predicted model, not a curated record.
GUGUGUACAAAUUGCAUCUUCAAAAAGGAAAAACUUUUGGCUUUUCCAAAAAUAACUGACCAACGGGUGAAGUACACUUGCUGGAAAGGAAGACUGAUGGGAAAAAAGAAAAAAAAAAAAAAAAAAAAGAAAAACAUUGUGCUUCCUCCAUUUGUGCCGCUUCAAACUCUCCAACACAGGAUAAGCAGUACCCCCCCCGUCGCAUCAUCGUUGGCACUUUGGUUAGCCUCCCCUCCGACUGCACACAACCGCAUCGGGCAGCGGCAGAACCUACCCCGUUGGCAUCACCGCUAACAUCAUCACCGCUAACAUCACCACCGCUAACAUCACCACCGCUAACAUCACCACCGCCAACAACACCUGCGCAAAAUGCACCUCCAAAUCGUGUGCCUAACCGACGAAGUGCGGGAGAUGUACAAGCACCACAAGACGCACCACGAGGGAGACAGUGGCCUGGAUCUGUUCAUAAUAAAGGAUGAAAUUCUCAAGCCCAAGUCUACCACCUUUGUAAAGUUGGGGAUCAAGGCCAUAGCCCUCCAGUACAAGAGCAGCUACUACCACAAGAGUGAAGCGAAUGCAAAUGCGAAUGCAAAUGCAAAUGGAAAAGAUGCACCCGUCGGUAUGGGAGGGGUCAACGCGAAGGAGAGCUGUGCCCCCCAUCAAAAGAACCCAGAGAUCGUCAACACGAGUUACCUUUUAUUUCCUCGGAGCAGCAUUUCGAAGACUCCCCUCCGGUUAGCCAAUUCUAUAGGCCUAAUAGAUGCAGGUUACCGAGGGGAACUAAUCGCUGCCUUGGACAAUACAAGUGAAGAAGAAUAUCUUAUUAAAAAAAAUGACAAAUUAGUGCAGCUUGUUUCCUUUACGGGGGAGCCCCUCUCCUUUGAGUUGGUCGACGAGUUGGAUGAGACGUCUAGGGGAGAGGGCGGCUUCGGUUCGACCUCCAACAAGUAG